AUGCUAAAAGAAGAUCGUUCAAGUUUUAUUCUUCAAGGUUUUGAACCAUCCACUGUUCGACUUAAACGUAAACUUCGUUUAAUUCUCAAUAAAAAUCUUCGACGAGAUAAAAUCAGUGAUAAGAAUGUUACAUUAAGUGAAUUUAUAUUUUAUUCAGCAUUUUUUGUAAUUAUUAUAAUUAUAACUAUAAUAAAUCAUAUUUCUCAAGAUGCAUUUAAUGCAGAUAGAUGUAUUCGACGAUUAUUAGUUAAUAAAUUACAACUUGAUACAGUGACAAAAACUCAUGAAUUUUGGCAAUAUUUAGAUCGAUUCAAUGAAGAACUUUACAGUAAUGUCAUUAAAUGGAAAGAAUCAACCAAUAAUUCUAAAGAACAAUUCAAUCAUCAAAUAUUAUUAUCAAAUGAAAAUUUUAUUCUUGGUAUUCCUCGUCUACGUCAAAUUCGUGUUGAUGAUACUCAUUGUCAAAUUAUUAAAGAUCUUAGUGUACGAUCAAUUAAUUGUUAUGCACCUUAUCAUAAAUCUAAAGAAUAUCGAAAUAAAUUUACUACAAUUACAGGUUCUCAAUAUGAAUAUACAUCAUCAAAAAUAACAGCUGCAUUACAAUUAUCAAAUGCUUAUGGUCCUUAUGAUACUGGUGGUUUUAUUUAUUAUUUUCGUCCAACGAAAGAUUUGAAUGAUAAAGCAAUAAUAAAUUUAAAAAAUAAUGCUUGGUUAGAUUUAAGUACACGAGCAAUAUUUAUUGAAUUAAUCUAUUUCAAUCCAAAUAUUGAAUUACUUACAUCAAUUAAUAUUGUUUUUGAAUUUUUGACAACAGCUUUAAAAUGUCUUUCAAUAUCAAAAAAUGAUAUAUUCAAAGAAUUAAUUUAUUUUAUUGAAACACAAAUUAAUCGUAUUGAUUUACAAGCAUAUAUAACAGCAGCUAUUCUCAUACGUUUACUUCGUUAUUUACCUCAUUUUUCAAAUUUAAUAGCAAAUCUACUUGAUGUCUUCUACAAAUCAAUAAGAAAUUCACUUGGUUUUCUCUUUCUAUUUUUUCUUAUAUUUAUGUCAUUUGUUAUUUUUGCAACAUUUCAUUAUGGUGAUGAAUUAUAUGAAUUUCAUACUUUUGCUUUAACAUCUUAUACACUUAUUCGAUGUACACUUGGUCAAUUUGAAUAUGAUCGUGCCUAUCGUGUUUCACCAAUAUGGACUCCAAUUUUUUAUAUGAUAUAUGUAUGUGUUAUAUUUUUUGUUUUACUCAAUUUAUUAGUUGCUGUUGUUAAUGAAGCUUAUGUUUUGGGUAAACAAGAACAAAAACAAAUUGAAGAUGAUCUUCAAGAAGAAUAUAUUCAUGGAUCAUAUAAUGAAGGAUUAAGUGCUUUUCAUCGUUCAAGACGACCAAUACUUCAAGCUGCAUUUAUUCGACAAAUAAAUUAUUUUCUUAAUUUAUUUUUUAAUAAAUCCUUUGAUAUUAAUGAUAAUACUGAAAUACGAACAGAUGAUUAUAAUGAUGAUGAUGAUGAAAUAUCAUUAGAUGAAAAACAAAAUAUUAUUAUAGAAAAAUUACAAAAAAUUCUUCUUAAUGAUGGUUAUAAUAAAAAUAUUAUUGAAAAAUUUUUACAACGUUUAUUACUUAACAAUGAUGAUGAUGAUGAUAUAUUUCUAUUUCAAAUGGAAGAAAAUAAAACACUUAAGAUACUUUAUGAUGAAUUUAAAAUUUUUAAUAAUCAAUAUGAAAGAUUAGUACAAGAUUGGCAAAAAACAGCUAUGAAUACUCGUGAAAUGAUUCUUAUAAAUACCGUUGAUAUUGAACAAGCAUCAAUAAUGAAACAACAUUUAGAUAGUUUAAAUCAACGUAUAAAAAAAUUUGAAAAUCUCAUUCCUAAAGUACUUGAAAAUAUUGUUGAGCUUUAUAUUAAUCGUUUUUCCACAGAUUAA
Messenger RNA from Rotaria sordida, 1917 nucleotides. NCBI's taxonomy places the organism in Eukaryota, Metazoa, Rotifera, Eurotatoria, Philodinida, Philodinidae. The record is from the annotation of a GenBank genome assembly.